AUGAUCAAGAAGCACGGACUACCAUUUAGUAUCGACCACAAAAUUCGCAUGCUGUUCCGAGAACCUGAAGCCCUCUUCGGGCAGUAUUACCUCAAGAAAUACGAUGUGUCCGGACCGACACAUGGCAUUUAUGACUCGCUUGGUGGUCUUAAAGCGGUCCAUUCGAUCGACGUAGAAAAUUUAAAGGCCGUCUUGUGUACUUCAUUCGGCGAUUGGGUCGUAUCCAAGGCUCGACGUCAAGCAUUGAAGCCACUCGCUCAAGGAGGAAUCCUGACGACCGAAGGAACGGAAUGGCUCCAUAAUCGCAAGUUCUUCCAGCGACAUCUCAAUUCGGUCAAGUCGCGCGACAUGCGUGAUGUGGAGGGCGAUAUUCAAUUGUUGUUUGUGGCAACCGGAGAGGUCAACGACGAAGGCUGGACCUUGCGAGAAGUCAACAUGUCCGAUCUGCUGCAACGAUUAACGUUGGAUGCUUCGACGCGAUUUCUUUUCGGAGUCACAGCCGAGGCACAGGUUUCUGGAAUGCUGGAGUCCAGCAUGUCUUACUCCCCGGAGAAGCGCAGCGACAUGCAGACCGCCAUGGCCAAAUACACCGAAGCGCUACAGUUUAUUCGUACCAUGGUCACAGCACGAGGUGCAUUAGGAUCAGCGGGAUGGAUGGCUGACAGUUUCAAGUAUCGCCGCGCAUGCAGGUAUUUGCAGCAAUUUGCGGAUCUGCUCAUCGAAAACGGUUUGAAAAAUGCCGAGUCCGCAGGUUUGAUCAAUCAGAUGUACGUUGAGCUCCGCGAUCCUAUUCAAGUACGCGACAAUCUCCUCGAACUGGUGCUCGGAGGCCAGAACAUGACCUCGUCCAUUCUCGAGUGGGCUCUCGCGGAGCUCGAGCUUCGCCCGGACGUGUACAAAAACUUGCGCACAGAGAUCCUCGCAACUUUCGGACCAGAACAUUCCAUGGAGAAUGAAAAGCUCUCUGAUCAAUCGCCCAAGGUGGAGAUGACAUGGAAUAAUUUGAAGAAAUGCGAAACGUUGCAGAACGUCCUCAACGAGACAUUACGAUGCUACCCGACGCUUGCCAACAUCAACAAGGCCGCAGCGAGGGAUACGAUUGUCCCAAGGGGUGGUGGUCCCGACGGCAGUCUGCCAGUCGCUGUGUCCAAAGGUGCAACAUUCACAUGCAACAUCUUCCUCAUGCAUCGCCGCAAGCAGAUAUGGGGCGAAGACGCUUGGGAAUGGAAUCCCGAACGUUGGAUCAACCGCUCUGUCGGCCCGGAGUUUGCUGCUUUCGGAGGCGGACAGCGGAUCUGCGUGGGCAAACAAAUGAGCAUCACCCAGAUGUCGUUUGUCCUCGCACGUUUCGUUCAGCACUUCGAGGCCAUCAAGGCUCCUGAUGAUGCCAAUAAUUUGGCGAUGCAAUAUCGACCUGUGCUGGCUCCGAAGCGGGUACGCCUCUUUUUGAAGCGCAGUUCAUAG
Molecule: messenger RNA, 1464 nt
Organism: Dissoconium aciculare CBS 342.82
Lineage: Eukaryota; Fungi; Ascomycota; Dothideomycetes; Mycosphaerellales; Dissoconiaceae
Product: cytochrome P450
Exons: 3
Coding region: 1-1464 (487 amino acids)
Molecular function (GO): oxidoreductase activity, acting on paired donors, with incorporation or reduction of molecular oxygen; iron ion binding; heme binding
Source: RefSeq, a predicted model, not a curated record